Molecule: messenger RNA, 2723 nt
Organism: Nematostella vectensis (starlet sea anemone)
Lineage: Eukaryota; Metazoa; Cnidaria; Anthozoa; Actiniaria; Edwardsiidae
Exons: 2
Coding region: 303-2132 (609 amino acids)
Molecular function (GO): oxidoreductase activity
Source: RefSeq, a predicted model, not a curated record
CCUCGCGCCUGGAAAAAAGCCCCCAAGGGUUCGUACUUCGGCCAGCGAACGGGCAAAUUGGCCAGUAGGCCUAUGAUCGACGGGAACAAGAUGCAACGAGUUGUUAUCAUAGGUUGCACCAACUGGGCAUCUCACGCUCCAACACGCAGGUCGUGAUCUUAGAAGAGCAGGAAAAACCCGGCGGAUUAUCUCUGUCAUUCCGGGACGACGCGGGCUUUCUGUGGGACCUUGGUGGUCACGUGGUAUUCUCCCAUUAUAUUUACUUUGAUAAGGUAUUGGAGGAGGCUGUUCAAAACUGGACGAUGCAUAAAAGGGCGGCGUUCGCGUACAUGAUGGGAUCCAGUGGGGCACGCCGAUUUAUCCCGUACCCUGUGCAAGAGAACGUGCUCGCGAUGGAUCGGGUCGACAGUGAGAGAAUUCUUAAGGAUAUUCAAGGUUUUAACAGGAGUCGUACACGCAAACCAGGGAAUUUUGAUGAGUGGCUGGUGGACACGUUUGGCGAAGAGCUAUGUAGAUUCUUCAUGAGCAAAUAUAAUCGCAAGGUAUGGACGGUUGACCCUAAGGAGAUGAACUAUGAAUGGAUUGGGGAGAGGGUCGCAGUUCCGAGCGUAGAGAGAAUCAAAAAGAACAAGAGGCUCAAGGACUCCGAGUGGGGCCCCAAUAGGAACUUUCGGUUCCCGAGGUAUAACGGUACGGGCGGGAUAUGGCAAUCAGUGGCUGAUCUAUUACCGAGAAGCUGGUUCCACUUCGAGAACCGUGUCGUCCAGCUUAACAUCGACAAAAAGAUUUUAACAGUUGCUAGUAAGGAUGGCGCCAAGUACUCUUUGUCUUACGAUGUACUUAUCUCGACUGCGCCUUUGGACUUACUUGUGACCAUGGACAGCUCGGGUCGUCACGGGAAGAAGAAGGCUAUCGCCAGGCAACUGGUUUACACGAGGACGCACGUUGUAGGCAUAGGAUUGACAGGGCAGCCUCCACAGAGCCUUCUAGACAAGUCCUGGAUCUACUUUCCCGAUCCCGAUUCACCAUUUUACCGCGUGACUUUGUUCUCUAAGUACUCAAAAGAUCAUGUCCCGGAUUCUGAGAAAUACUGGUCUCUCCUCUGCGAAACAGCCGAGCAUGUCUCGCGUGCCAGUAAUGCAACAAGAUGGACUAGAAGUACGAUAAUACAGAGUACGGUGUCAGCACUUGUGGAGUACGGCUUUAUCACGCUGGAGCAGAUCGUGUCACGAUGGCACCGUCAGCUGGACCAUGGCUACCCCGUCCCCUCCCUACACAGGGAGCAAUUGCUGGCGUCGCUGCAGGGGUGGUUACAGUCACUAGAUAUAUUCUCGCGGGGACGAUUUGGCGGCUGGCGGUACGAAGUAGGGAACCAGGACCACGCCCUUAUGCAGGGGGUAGAGGUAGUGGAUUACCUGCUGCGUGGGACGCCAGAGGAGACUUACCCAAACCCUAACCUUGUUAACUCCAUGAAGGCCUCAAAGCGCCAGGUCAAGCCUUUGCAGUCUGUCGGGCUGGACUACGAGAUCGUAGUGGCGCAUUACGACGAAGAUCUUAAUUGGUUAAUCCCAGAAGCAAGCCAUUGUCACGUUUACCACAAAGGAGAAACCCUAAUACCCGACCUGCGCUUCAAACAGUGGGAGAAACUCCCUAACGUCGGGCGGGAAGCGCAUUCCUAUCUUCACCACAUCGUAGACAACUACGACCGUCUGGCCAACAUUACAGUUUUCGUACAAGGCUCCAGAAAGUCUCACGAGACUCAAACUUACGCUAACCUAAAGGAUUACGUCACUGAAGCCAAUAACACCGGGUUCUCCACCCGAAUGCAUGGCUACUUUGAUGAGUGGGAUGGGAUUAAGUACGGCGGGAAGUGGAGGAAAGAGUUUAACAGUGGGAAGGUUCGCAGGAGUAAUUUCUCGAUAGGGGAGUUCUGGUUGAAGGCUUUAGGGACACCACACCCUUCGUCCACUCAGUGGAAUGCGGGGGCGUUUUUCGGCGUGACACGUCGAGUUAUCCGAACGAGAACAAGAGGGUUUUAUAAACGCCUGAUAGGUUUUGUAAAUGAUCACCCUAAUCCGGAAGAAGGGCAUUAUUUUGAGCGUUCUUGGCACGGAGUGUUUUUCGGUUAUUGAGAAGAUGAUUUGUAAAAUAUCCGACAAACAUGCACGUGGUCUGGCACGCCUAGAAAAACUACAGACAAGCUGUAGAAUAACUAGGUGGUAUGACUAGAAAAACUACAGACAAGCUGUAGAAUAACUAGGUGGUAUGAUUAGAAAAACUACAGACAAGCUGUAGAAUUACUAGGUGAUAUUACUAGAAAAACUACAGACAAGCUUUAGAAUGACUAGGUGGUAUGACUAAUAAUAACUACAGAAAGCUGUAAAAUAACUAGGUGGUAUGCCUAGAAAAAAAAAACAGACAAGCUGUAUAAUAACUAGGUGUUCUGCGUAGGCGUGUUGGAAUCAGGGAAAUAAAUCAACUCAAGGUUGAAAUGGUAUGUGUUACGCCUCUGUGAUGACAAAGGGGUUUCGAGCGUCCCUUCGUCGGAGCAAAACGCUCGGAACUUCAGCGAAACUACUCUGUUUUUAUAGAAAAUACCAUUUUAACCUUGUGUUGGUAUAUUUCAUUGAGACACAUAAAUCAAUAUCUAUACUAUUAAUCACGGCAUCCAUACAGCUGCACCACCCGAUGAAAUACAAAAUAAAACCACCUCAAACCUUCCA